AUGUUCACCAAAUACACCAUCCCCACGCUCUUCACCCUCCUAACAACCAUAACCGCAACACUCGACCCAGCUACCUCCCACACAAACAGCAGCUACCCCACUGCCCCAAAAUGUGCUCCCAUAAAAACCAGCCGUGCAAUCCAAGCCUCCGAAUGCAGCCACAACACCCGCACAUCCGCCCAAACCUUUGCUGUCUUCACCCAAGACCACAAAUACGACUCCUCGCACGGCGCCCCUUACGGCACCUGCGAAGCGUACAACUGCUCGCCUGGAACAGCCAUGAAGAGCAAACAAGACAUUUGGACCUUCUUUUGGGACAAAGCGGGUGUCAAAGGACAGGAGCCUGGGGAGGGCAUGGGAUGUAUCAAGAGUCCGGUGGAUGGGACGUGUGGGUGUGAGAAUUCCAAUGGAAAGUUUGUGUAUGGGGGGAGUGAUUGUGUUUGA
This is a messenger RNA of Pyrenophora tritici-repentis Pt-1C-BFP, 444 nucleotides long. RefSeq names its product Periplasmic protein TonB. The record is from RefSeq and is a predicted model, not a curated record. NCBI's taxonomy places the organism in Eukaryota, Fungi, Ascomycota, Dothideomycetes, Pleosporales, Pleosporaceae.